UCGCAGCUGACCAUCGGGAAGGCGCCAGGGUUUUGGAGGAGAAACCUGUGCACUGCCUCUGGAUCCAUCCCCAAAUCGCUGCCCAACGCGUAGCAAUGCUCUACCGGCAUCGUCCAUCGGUGAUGGAGGACGAUCGCGCUGCGAAUCCGGAGAGCCAGGCGCUGGGCCUUCUCCAGCUCGCGCAUUUCCCAGUGAAAAAAAGGAAAAAAUUAGGGUUCUUGGAAAAACUUAGGGUUCUUGCGAUGGAGGCAAUGUUGCAGCGCGCGAGGCACGCCAUGGAGAUCGCGCUAGAGAAAUCGAGGGAGCAGGCGCGGGAAUUGGCGAUGGAGGCCUCCAAGAGAGCCGAUCAGAUCAAGGAUCUCGCGCUCGACAAGGUGAGGGCUUCUGUGGCUGCUGCAUCGCCGCCCGACGCUUCUGCUACUAGAAUCGAUGAGGAGGAAUACCAGCGCUAUGGCAUUACUCCGGAGCUCAGGGAUUUCGUCCAGGGAUUGACGAUCGAUACAUUCCGGGAUUUUCCCAUGGAAGACCAAGAAAUCGAUGGACACAGUGGCAGCAACGAUGAAGGUUUCGACGUUCUUUCGCCAUGGAAGGAACACCAUGCAUUGCUCGUUCUCUCUGCUGUGCCGGAGAUCUCCGAAUUUCGCUACAAGCUCUGUCCGAAGCACAUCAAGGACAAGCGCUUCUGGAGGAUCUAUUUCGCGCUCGUAGAUGGACACCUUGCAAAGUACAAUGCUCCUGCUCAGGAUCCUCCUCGUGUGGAAUCUCAAAGCGAUGGGCAUCACACACCAGACACGCUGGCCUUGGCACCUCCGGCCACUGCACCAAAAGAGCUUGAGACGCCAGGAAAAUCCAUUGUGGAUGAUGAAGAUCUCGACAAUUAUUUGCUGGGUGCCCUUGACGGCGACGACGACGAACAUUCAGACGGGGAUGAUGGAAGCCUCGACGCUGAAUUCGAGCAACUUGUCAAAGAUACGGCAAUGGAUAGCGAUACUGAAAAGCUGUGAUCGUGGAUAACUCCGAACAGUGUGAGUGUGUGCGUGCGUGUAUAUGAGUGUGCGCAUAUAGAUAUAUAGACAUAUAUACAUGCAUCAUGUCAGGGGGCAUCUCGUUUCUUGCAUCUUGCUCCGACGCGUAGCGUGACUCGAACGCAAGAGGACAUAUUCUCUCCCCAGAGUGUGCACAGCAGCAGCGCAGCAGCAACAAGGUCCAGGGAUUUGGAACGAUGUUUUUUAUUCUCAUGCGCAACGAUUUGCAAAAGCUGCCACGAAUGUUUAAAGGUUUUUUGUUUUCGUGUAAGUCCAUGGAACCAUUAACAAAGAUGGAUUAGAAAACUUAAAA
Molecule: messenger RNA, 1338 nt
Organism: Selaginella moellendorffii
Lineage: Eukaryota; Viridiplantae; Streptophyta; Lycopodiopsida; Selaginellales; Selaginellaceae
Exons: 7
Coding region: 96-1004 (302 amino acids)
Source: RefSeq, a predicted model, not a curated record